Messenger RNA from Closterium sp. NIES-65, 561 nucleotides. The record is from the annotation of a GenBank genome assembly. NCBI's taxonomy places the organism in Eukaryota, Viridiplantae, Streptophyta, Zygnematophyceae, Desmidiales, Closteriaceae.
AUGAGCCAACUUGCAUACCGACGUGGGUUACGGGAGGAUGUGUCCGCUCUUGCUGAAGGACAGCUGAUCGGCGAGCUCACGACAGCUGGGCACGAGAUCCCUCGUGGCAAUGAGAUAACGAAACCACCUAAGGCUGAGGUGAUUGGUGAUGAGGUGGAGGAUAGGGAGUGGAGAACGGAGAUGGCAGCACGGAUGCAUAGGCUGGUCGAUUGCAAUGAGAGUCAGGUAGUGGCUGUUGCCAAGCUCGAGAGGCAAUUGCGUGAGCUGAUGCUUUCCCGUACUCCGCAGCAUGGCGUUGACGGUGAUGCUGCAGGGGAGGGACAUGGUGAUGUGGGAGGGGACGGUGGACCUGGUGAACCCGCACAUGUGGAAGUCAUGGGUGGGAACAAUGGCGGCACCCAUUAUAGCGUGACGGGUGCAUAUGGUGAGGGCCCUGUGGCAAACGUUGAGACAGGUGAAGCCGCCCACAACUGCCGGACGUCCCUCUCCAGCUCUAAGAUGGUGGAGUUGAGCGUGGAGGAGAGGAGGUGGUUGGAGGGUCUGGCGUUGCAAUGGGUUUAG